AAACAUCCAUGGAGGCCCAGCCAGUGGUACAGUCAGAGUUGCAGUGCUGCAGGCCCAUGGCCAACUAUGAGUUUGGAUGGCUGGGUUGACUUGAAAAUAUGGCAGACACAGGAGGAGCUGGAGGGCUGGGGCAAGGGGAGUCACACAGUAGCAGGACCCUGUUGAAGGAGCCAAGGGAGAGCCCAAGACAGAGACUAGUGGCACAAUAAUGAAGCAUGAAUUAUCCAGAUGAAAGCACCUAUGGAAAUAAAGGUUGUCAAGCCACUUAUCAUGGCCUUUGAAAUUGCUGUAUUGGUGCUGAGCGAUGAACAAGCAUCAAAGAGCUGACAUUAUCUCUACGGUAGAAUUCAACCACACGGGAGAAUUACUAGCGACAGGGGACAAGGGGGGUCGGGUUGUAAUAUUUCAACGAGAGCAGGAGAGUAAAAAUCAGGUUCAUCGCAGAGGUGAAUACAAUGUUUACAGCACAUUCCAGAGCCAUGAACCCGAGUUCGAUUACCUGAAGAGUUUAGAAAUAGAAGAAAAAAUCAAUAAAAUAAGAUGGCUCCCUCAGCAGAAUGCAGCUUACUUUCUUCUGUCUACUAAUGAUAAAACUGUGAAGUUGUGGAAAGUCAGCGAGCGUGAUAAGAGACCAGAAGGCUACAAUCUGAAGGAUGAGGAGGGGCGGCUCCGGGAUCCUGCCACCAUCACAACCCUGCGGGUGCCUGUCCUGAGACCCAUGGACCUGAUGGUGGAGGCCACCCCACGAAGAGUAUUUGCCAACGCACACACGUAUCACAUCAACUCCAUAUCGGUCAAUAGUGACUAUGAAACCUACAUGUCUGCUGAUGACCUGAGGAUUAACCUAUGGAACUUUGAAAUUACCAAUCAAAGUUUUAAUAUCGUGGACAUUAAGCCAGCCAACAUGGAGGAGCUCACGGAGGUGAUCACAGCGGCAGAGUUCCACCCUCAUCACUGCAACACCUUCGUGUACAGUAGCAGCAAAGGGACAAUCCGGCUGUGCGAUAUGCGAGCAUCGGCCCUGUGUGACAGGCACACCAAAUUCUUCGAAGAGCCAGAAGAUCCAAGCAACAGAUCGUUUUUCUCCGAAAUUAUCUCUUCGAUCUCAGAUGUGAAGUUCAGCCACAGUGGGAGGUAUAUCAUGACCAGGGACUAUCUGACUGUUAAAGUCUGGGAUCUCAACAUGGAAAACCGCCCCAUCGAGACUUACCAGGUUCAUGACUACCUCCGCAGCAAGUUGUGCUCCCUCUAUGAAAAUGACUGCAUUUUUGACAAAUUUGAGUGUGUGUGGAAUGGGUCAGACAGUGUCAUCAUGACAGGCUCCUACAACAAUUUCUUCAGGAUGUUUGACCGAAACACCAAGCGCGACGUGACCCUUGAGGCCUCAAGGGAAAACAGCAAACCCCGGGCUAUCCUCAAACCCCGAAAAGUGUGCGUGGGGGGCAAGCGGAGAAAAGAUGAGAUCAGUGUCGACAGUCUGGACUUUAGCAAAAAGAUCUUGCAUACAGCUUGGCAUCCUUCAGAAAAUAUUAUAGCAGUGGCGGCUACAAAUAACCUAUAUAUAUUCCAGGACAAGGUUAACUAGGAGGACAAGCUAUUACUUAAUAAUCUCACAUACUGAAUACUAGUCA
Tupaia belangeri chinensis (Chinese tree shrew) is the source of this 1631-nucleotide messenger RNA. It is a transcript of the gene PPP2R2B, whose product is annotated as protein phosphatase 2 regulatory subunit Bbeta. The coding region runs from base 305 to 1585 and encodes 426 amino acids. The record is from RefSeq and is a predicted model, not a curated record. Lineage: Eukaryota; Metazoa; Chordata; Mammalia; Scandentia; Tupaiidae. Gene Ontology annotation, cellular component: protein phosphatase type 2A complex. The transcript is spliced from 11 exons. Gene Ontology annotation, molecular function: protein phosphatase regulator activity; protein binding.